UUUACUUCUAACUUUUAACAAACUGGUGUAUAAAUUAUUGUUUAUUACUAUCUAUAACACACUGACAACCUUCAACCUCAACUAUACAUAAAGGCAAAUAGUCUUAAAUAACUUGCAUAUUAGAUAUUUACAACAUGUCCGGAGUAAACUCGAUUAUUACGCAUCUUUCACAAAUUCAAGAAUGGCUCAAAGUCCACGUAUCAAUUGGACUUUUGACUUUUCUGUACAUCUUGGGUCUGGUGGUGUUCAGCAUUUCAUGCACAAUAGCAGUUUAUGCUAUUUUUUUUCUUGUGAGUCGUCUGCUGUGCAUGAGGGACAACGAAAUAGCCAAGCAUGAUCAGCUGAUCAUAAAUAGAAACGUCGCUCCGAAGCCAAGCCAAAGUAGAAGCAGAUUCUCAGGGUUUCCACUGCAACGUCCAGACAUAUCACUUAGGCAGUCAUUGGAAAUGUUUGAAGUCAAAGGGAAAUAAUCAACUAUGUAUG
Messenger RNA from Macrosteles quadrilineatus (aster leafhopper), 483 nucleotides. RefSeq lists its product as uncharacterized. The coding region runs from base 135 to 470 and encodes 111 amino acids. The record is from RefSeq and is a predicted model, not a curated record. The transcript is spliced from 3 exons. NCBI's taxonomy places the organism in Eukaryota, Metazoa, Arthropoda, Insecta, Hemiptera, Cicadellidae.